GCCCCUCCGUCGUCACUUCCUGUGGGUCUGCACCGCCGAAGAGAAGAUGGCGGCGCUGGGCGAGCCUGUCCGGCUGGAGAGGGAUAUCUGCAGAGCAAUUGAGUUGUUGGAGAAAUUACAGAGGAGUGGAGAGGUGCCGCCACAGAAACUUCAGGCUUUGCAAAGAGUCCUUCAGAGUGAGUUCUGCAAUGCUGUAAGAGAGGUAUACGAACAUGUUUAUGAGACAGUGGACAUCAGCAGCAGCCCUGAAGUGAGAGCCAAUGCAACUGCAAAGGCUACUGUUGCUGCAUUUGCUGCCAGUGAAGGACACUCUCAUCCCCGAGUUGUUGAGCUACCCAAAACAGAAGAGGGCCUUGGGUUCAAUAUCAUGGGAGGCAAAGAGCAGAACUCACCAAUCUAUAUAUCACGGAUAAUCCCGGGUGGAAUUGCUGACAGGCAUGGGGGCCUCAAACGAGGAGAUCAGCUACUUUCUGUUAAUGGAGUGAGUGUUGAAGGGGAGCACCAUGAGAAAGCCGUAGAGCUACUAAAAGCAGCCCAAGGGAAGGUGAAACUUGUCGUACGGUACACACCAAAAGUCCUGGAAGAAAUGGAGUCCCGCUUUGAGAAAAUGAGAUCAGCAAAACGCAGACAACAGACCUAAUCAUUUAACAACUUUAUGUUCCUUUUGCUUUUGGCUAGGAAAGUCUUACUUGUGAUCUACUGAUGGCCUCGAUGCCCAUGACUGUAAAACACCAGAAACUCCCGUGACCUCCUCUUGCCGUUCUAUACAUGCCUGCUUUCGCAUCACUCACGGUUGUAGAGACGCACACACUUUUGUUCUCACGAGGAAAAGACAGAGUUGGGGGGGGCAGUUCUGUCCUGCUGUUUUUACAGGCCUUUUUCAAACAGAUUUUGUCACAAAGUUGUUAUAGAUUUUUAAUAAUGCUUUUUUAAUAUUAAAAUGUACUUUUACAUUCUUAAUCUUUUUUUAAAAAGAGGUUUUCUUUAUUUGGCGACUUAUUUACAGAUAACAGCUCUCCAGUAUUUCCUCUUGCUUACUGCAAUUUCUUUGUGAAAUUUCAUUUUUCCAAGAAAUGAAACAUCGCAGUCUCACGUGUGGCAGUUCAUCACGUUAUGAGUAUUGGCAUCUCUGCUGCAUUUUGUACUUGGAACAUAACACAUCUAUAAUCAGUGGUAAAUCAUAGCUAUCAUGGGACCUUUUUAUUUUUAAACAAUGUAUAAUGUAUUCAUUUAUACUGAUUUAUAAAAGUAAGUUUUUAAACACUGAAGCAAUCAUUGCUAAAAUAUGUUUUUCAUAAUAUUUAAGCAGUGAGGCCAGAGGAUGUAAUUUGAUUAUUAGCAUUACCAAUUAAAUCCUUUAUUUAUAUUUUAACAGUAUGUCAUAAAUUAUACAUGCAAACAAGCUCAGAUUUCAACUUUUCAAGUUUUUUAUGCUGUUCAUUUGUAUUUAAAUAUAUUUCUCUUAAUUUGGAUCUUUCAUGCCUAGAGAUGAGUCAGUUAGUCUGUGCUGGGGAGAAUGGAGGUAAGACAAAGUACAAACUUCAAACUUCUGGAGCCUGAAGAGCCAUACAUUCUUACUACCCUAGCUUCGGCACUGACUGGAGAUAUGAAGGGCAGGAAGGUUGUGUGUAAGAUAUAGAAGCAGGUGGUCUCAUGAGUCUCACAGUGGGUGGGGCUCAGGAGGGUUUAUAUCUGGAUAGUUCAAAUAUUGUUGGAACAAUACUUUUUACCAUUUGUCCACUGGAUGUCACCGUUUUCCUAAAAGGCAGCUAUUGAUAAAUGAUUGGGACUAUGGUCUAUUAAAAGCUGAAAUCAAAGUGAUUAAAUUUUCAGUCACAGAUUAUAGGAACAUUUGUAAAGGUUGUAAGUGAUGAUGUUAAAAAGAAACCGGUGGGUUGAAAAUGGAGGAAUUUGUCAUAAUUACGACUAUUACCUUUAUUUUUUAAAAAUGGGCAUUUUGUAACAUUCCUUCAGGAAGAAUGGAAGUGUGUAUGUUUUUCUGCAUGUGUGUGAGCAUUGUGAGUCUUACAAGAUUACUGCAGUUUUCAGUGAUUUUCAGAGUAAAAGUCAAUCAACAUGUUAUUUAUCACUUAGGAAUUGAACACUGGAUUGUGCAUGGUUGAAUGUCUUUAGUCCACUACAAAAAUGUGCUUGACAUUGAUAAGAUCAUGCUGAACUGUAUAUUUUCAGAAUUAGCUCAUGUGUUUUUAAAAUGUUGAGACCAAAGUAGUAUAGAAGAGUAUGACGUAUUUUAAUUUAAUUGUAAAAUUAUUAGAGGUAAUUGUUUUUAAAACUCUAUAUUAAAGAAAAGUGUUGGUGCAUAUAGAACAGUCCUAUUAUUAUUAUGCUCGUAUUUCUGCACCCCAGGGUUAGGAGACCCUGAGGAACCCUUGUCUUGGCGUGGCUACCGCGGCUGCAGUUGCUCCAGAGGUUGCAUCAGCGUCCCGUGAUUAUUACAGCUUUCGGUUUUAGGUUUCAGCUGUUGCAGAAUUUCAAGUUACUUUUUUUUUCCUUAAGUAUAUUGAAAAAACUUUUUUUUUUCUUUUUCUUCAGUAACUCACAGUCUGUUCUUUGUGGGGGCUGACACCUAUUUAUAAUUCUUAAAAUAAAAACAAAGGAGCCAAAUACAAAGCUGUUCUUGGUACUGUUGCGCAUGAGUAGCAAUAGUUUGCUUUCAUGGAUGCGAUUCUCCUAUCUCAGAAUUUUAAAUACUGACUGUAGGAAAGUCAGUGACAAGUGUACAGUAGUCUGCUUGUGUACUAAGGAAGGGAAUGAAUUUUAAUUAAUAUAUGGAUGAUUUGUGAAUAAAGCGAGGCAGUAAAUAUAUAAAGGGUGUUUGUUUGACUUGUAACUUACAAAUGUAAAUUUCCCUUAGCCCCAAUUUUCCAUUUAUUUUCUUAAACAUUUCAGAAUGAGUCGACUUGGUGAUUCUUGACCUUAGCUGCAUGUUAGAAUGCCCUGUAGAUCUUAAAACUCACCUAGAUCCCUUCCCAUACAGCUAAUUCAGAAUCAUUUCUGUGUGACUGGAAUUUCAUAUGACGCAUUUAUCCAGUCUACCCUCUAUUGUCUUUAGAGGCUCGUUCUGUACACCCAGGCUUCAGAAGCACCAGCUCAUGGACUUUCUGGUUAUACUGGACUCUGUUUGCAAGUACAUUUAAUCUGAAGCCACUUAACGAUUGAUUCUAUGACUCUAUUUCUCAGUACCUCUAUGGACUUAAGGGGUAUUUGGCAUUCCUUAUUAAUAAAAUAAUUGCAAUCUUUUUUUUUUUUUUAACUCUGGCUCUCCUGGAACUCUCUAUGUAAACCAU
This is a messenger RNA of Mus pahari (shrew mouse), 3308 nucleotides long. RefSeq names its product lin-7 homolog C, crumbs cell polarity complex component (gene Lin7c). Bases 47 to 640 code for a protein of 197 amino acids. Gene Ontology annotation, biological process: protein localization to basolateral plasma membrane; maintenance of epithelial cell apical/basal polarity; neurotransmitter secretion. Lineage: Eukaryota; Metazoa; Chordata; Mammalia; Rodentia; Muridae. Gene Ontology annotation, molecular function: L27 domain binding. Gene Ontology annotation, cellular component: basolateral plasma membrane; MPP7-DLG1-LIN7 complex; synapse. The transcript is spliced from 5 exons. The record is from RefSeq and is a predicted model, not a curated record.